UGGAACGUGGAAAUAAAUGAGCAAUGACUGAAAAAAUCUCGUUUUCUUUCUGUUCGUUCACCAGGAUGUGCGAUGGUGGAUUCCUGCUCGAACAUUUUGACCGGAGACCAGUUUUACAACUUUUUGAACUACAACUUCGACCGGCACUAUUUGACAAACCGGGCCCCGUUUGGACUCUAUUUCCACUCCGCCUGGCUCAAGAAUAACCCGGAAUACUUCGACGCCUUCCUGUAUUGGAUCGACGAAGUCAUGUCGCAGCACAAGGACGUCUACUUUGUCACCAUGACGCAGGCAAUUCAGUGGAUUCAGAAUCCAAGGACGACUGACGAGGUGAAGAGUUUCGAGCCGUGGAAGGAGAAGUGCAACGCAGAGCCCAGUGAGAGCGUGUGUGGCACCCCCAGGGCAUGUCCCCUGACUUCCAAGGAGAUCUCUGGAGAGACUCUGCGUCUGCACACUUGCGUCAAGUGCCCUGCCAACUACCCCUGGCUGCUGGACCCUCUAGGAGAGGGCAGGGACAUGCGAUCAAGUGUACAAGAGAGACCGCGUCGGCAAACCGCAGCAGAAGGUGAAGGCAACAAUGACUUGAGGUCGUUGACGAUCGAAGAGUUGUGUAAAAACCGACAGCCUGAUGAGUUCUUCAGACUGACGACAGAGGGCGACUGCAGAGAUGUCGUAAGAUGUGACAGAGCUGGAUUGACUGGAAAGAUCCGUCUGGCUGGUGUCAGAUGUCCAAAUGGUCUGGCUUUUGAUGUGCUGAGACAGACUUGUGACUGGAAGGCCAAGGUGUCUACCUGUGAUCAACUGGAAAAACCUAGGAAAAUCAUGCCUCUGCUGAGUACCACAGAGCCAUUGUGCACUUCAGCAACAGACCUGGCUUGUGGCAAUGGGGAAUGUAUUGCCAAAGAGCUAUUCUGCAAUGGCAGUCCUGACUGCAAGGAUGCUGUCGAUCAGGACCCUAACGCGGCUCCCAAGUGCGACACCUCCCAGUGCAUCCUUCCCGACUGUUUCUGCUCUGCGGACGGAACCCAGAUCCCGGGUGGCCUGGAACCCUCGCAGGUGCCACAAAUGGUGACCAUCACCUUCUCCGGCGCCAUCAACGUGGACAACAUCGACCUCUUCGACGAAGUCUUCAAUGGGAACCGCCAGAACCCGAAUGGAUGCCAGAUCAAGGGCACUUUC
Molecule: messenger RNA, 1179 nt
Organism: Notodromas monacha
Lineage: Eukaryota; Metazoa; Arthropoda; Ostracoda; Podocopida; Cyprididae
Source: the annotation of a GenBank genome assembly